Molecule: messenger RNA, 2178 nt
Organism: Seriola dumerili (greater amberjack)
Lineage: Eukaryota; Metazoa; Chordata; Actinopteri; Carangiformes; Carangidae
Gene: best1
Product: bestrophin-1-like
Exons: 9
Coding region: 1-2178 (725 amino acids)
Molecular function (GO): chloride channel activity
Source: RefSeq, a predicted model, not a curated record
AUGACAGUAACGUACUCCCGCAGGGUUGCUGAUGCAGGUCUGGGAACCUUCUUUCACCUGCUCCUGCGAUGGAAAGGCAGCAUUUAUAAACUUCUCUACAGAGAGCUCAUCAUCUUCACUCUGCUCUACUACUUCUUCAGUAUUGUUUAUAGGUUUGUGUUCAAUGAUGACCAGAAGAGGCUGUUUGAGAGGCUGUCCAUAUACUGUGACCGCUAUGCAGAGCUCAUCCCAGUGUCCUUUGUGCUGGGUUUCUACGUGACCUUGGUCGUGUCCCGUUGGUGGGGCCAGUUUGAGAAUGUCCCCUGGCCGGACCGCCUGGCAGCAUUAGUGGGUGGUCAUGUUCGAGGGGCUGACGAGGCGUCCAGGCUGACCCGCCGAACUCUGAUGAGAUACGCCAACCUGUCUGGUGUGCUCAUCUACCGCUCUGUCAGCACGGCCGUCUACAAGAGGUUCCCCACCACGGAGCACCUGGUGCAGGCAGGUUUGAUGACAUCAGAGGAGCUGAGGCACCUAGAGGACUUACCCUCUCCUCAUAACAAGUUCUGGGUCCCGUGCAUGUGGUUCGUCAGUCUGGCUCUGAGAGCUCGGACUGAGGGUCGCAUCAACAAUGACGUGGCGCUCACAGCCAUUCUCACUGAGUUGAAUAGUUUACGGGCAAAGUGUAUGAAGCUGUACGGUUAUGACUGGAUCAGCCUGCCUCUUGUCUAUACUCAGGUGGUGACAGUUGCUGUCUACAGCUUUUUCCUGGCUUGUCUGAUUGGUCGUCAGUUCUUGGAUCCAGCUAAGGGUUACCCAGGUCAUGAUCUGGACUUCUACCUGCCUGUGUUCACCCUGUUGCAGUUUUUCUUCUACGUUGGUUGGCUGAAGGUGGCUGAGCAACUCAUAAACCCUUUUGGUGAAGACGAUGAUGACUUUGAGACCAACUGGCUUGUUGAUCGCAAUUUACAGGUGUCCUUGUUGUCUGUGGAUGAGAUGUACGACAGCCUGCCGCUGGUUGAGAGGGAUAUGUACUGGAAUGAGUCUGAGCCUCAGCCUCCCUACACUGCUGCCAGUGCUGAACACCGCAAACCCUCCUUCAUGGGCUCAGCCCUGGAUAUCAGUGUUCCUAAGGAGGAGAUGGAGUUUCAGUCCAAUCUGGAGCAGAUCAAAGAACAUGAAGAAGCCAACUACUCCACCCCACUGCUGGGAGGGCUGGGUCGUCUUCUUGGUGUUCAGUCCCCUAACUUUCCUCGCUCCUCCCGGGUCUCUCUGCUGCGCCGCCGUCCUGGAGCUCCACUAAGUCGCUUCCCUCUUUACCUGCACCCAGAGGCUCCAUCAACUCCGAGUCAAGUUCGCCAGCCUUUGAACCAGGAGCGAGAUCCAGACUAUGCCUUCUCCACCAUGCCCUUGUAUGAGAGACCAGGUUUCUACAGCUGCCCACAAACACCCAUCCACUGCGUGCCCCCUGCAGUGCCCCGCCCUCGACCCGCCCGGAGAGCCCAGAAUGAAUGGGAUCGCAGCUGCAGCUCCCUCGCCCCUCCAACGGUGGGCUCACAGCUGCUGCCUCCUGACACCCCAAACCAUGUCCCCCCACCGCCAUCCUCUGCUUUCCCCUGGCUGAGUGAGGAUGGGGAGAUGCAGAGUGCCCCUACCUUCUCCUUCCCUGACCCUCUACCUGAACUCUGCCCAAUAUCUAAACUCAGACCAGGACACGGCCUGCUGUCUCGCCGGCCUCCCCCUCCUCGCCUUACUCUGGACAACCUCCCCUCAGCCGACAGCCAGCCUGGACCCCCGAGUGCUCGAGCCGCAGGAAGCGGAGGAGAAAGGGUGUUCUCGUUCACUCCUCCCUCUCGAACAGCCGCAGCAAAUCCCAGUAAUCCCAACAGCAGCUCUAGCAGCAUUAAUGCAACAAGCACCAACGGCGCUGGCACGACGGGAACUCUCUGCAACGGUACAAGUCACAGUAAUUUUAGUAACCAUGGGAACUUCAGCGCCAACAUGAGGGCAAGCAACGGGGGCACCAACGGUGGGCUGAGCAGUAACAUGAACACAGUUUCCACUUCAGCAUCAUCGCAACAAGAAACCAAUCAGCAAAACUCCCCCAAUGAUUCAGGAAUCUCACUGGCUGAAGGGGACCUGCUGGGUGUCUUGGUGGAUGGUGGGGUGAACAAGGCGGCAGGAGGGAGAGAACAAGAUUGA